UUUGCCUCCCUGACAGACACCACAGCAGCCUCGUUGGAUCUAGCCACCGCAGACUCAAUUACAGAAGGCACAGUGCAACAAUUCAAGAUGACAACCCAACCAAUGGACAUCAUGGGACAGUGGAAGAUCACUAUCUGGGAAGAGCAAAACUUCCAGGGAAAACAUUGCGAGUUUAUGCUGGAAUGUGCCAACAUCAUGGAGCGGGGGUUCAACAAGAUCCGAUCCAUUAAGGUGGAAUGUGGACCUUGGGUGGGCUAUGAGUAUCCAGAGUUCCAGGGACAGCAGUUCAUUCUGGAGAAGGGUGACUACCCACACUGGGAUGCCUGGAGUGGAAACAGCGGCUACAGGACAGAGCACCUGCUUUCUUUCCGGCCCAUCAAAUGUGCUAACCACAGUGACAGUAAGGUCACCCUUUACGAAAAUGAAAACUUUCAGGGCCGUAAGUUUGAGUUGUGCGAUGACUACCCCUCUCUGCAGGCCAUGGGCUGGUGUAAUAAGGAGGUUGCUUCCAUCAAGGUCAACUCUGGAGCGUGGGUUGGCUACCAGUACCCAGGAUACAGGGGCUACCAGUACAUCUUUGAGAGAGACAGACACAAUGGUGAGUUCAAGAACUACAACGAGUACAGCACCCAAGCCCACACCAACCAGCUGCAGUCUAUCCGCCGAAUCCAGCACUAAGUUAUGGAGAGCUCACCUACCAUCGGAACAGCCUGUACUACGAAAUAACUGUAGCGAACAAUAAA
Carcharodon carcharias (great white shark) is the source of this 743-nucleotide messenger RNA. RefSeq names its product beta-crystallin A2. The transcript is spliced from 5 exons. Bases 88 to 678 code for a protein of 196 amino acids. Gene Ontology annotation, biological process: visual perception; lens development in camera-type eye. Lineage: Eukaryota; Metazoa; Chordata; Chondrichthyes; Lamniformes; Lamnidae. The record is from RefSeq and is a predicted model, not a curated record. Gene Ontology annotation, molecular function: structural constituent of eye lens.